GACAUGCUUCAUGACUUCAAGCAGGAGUUCAUUGAGUUUCUCUCUAGAAACCCUCAAAUCGUUACGAAUUCCACCUUCAUUCCGAACAAGAGCAAGACGUUGGUUGUGCUAUCACCUUUAUCUACUAAACACUCGUUUGGCAGACACUGGGUGACGAAGACGUACCUGUCAACCAUUGUGGAGCGACCACAGAGGCUACUCGCAUCGUCUAUGGGGAUAGCUGCAGCGAUCUCUAUGUACCCUGCACAUUACACGCUAAUGUCGUCGACAAAGAGGUCUCCCUUGACGAGUCCACAUGUGCUGAAGAUCCAUGGAAAGAACUGGCCUGGUGACAUCGAAAAGAUCUGCGUCGAGAGUGAAGAAAAGUUGAAGAAAGGUGAAGUUGAAGUUCCAGAUGGCUGGAAUAGCGGUGACAUCUACUUGACAAAGACCUCGCUGGAUGCUUUGACAGGUGUUAUUGGUGCAGUGGAAACCGCUAUAGAUUCGAUCUUUAAAGAUGACGAUGAAACCCCCAGAAGGGCGUUUGUCGCUAUUAGACCUCCAGGACACCAUAGCCACCCAUGUGUGCCUUCUGGGUUUUGUCUGAUAAACAACGCGCACAUUGCCAUUGAGUACGCAGCAAUGACACAAGGUGUUACGCAUGCUGUUAUUCUGGACUUUGAUUUACACCAUGGUGAUGGUUCUCAGGAUAUCUGCUGGCAAAAGGCGGGUUUUGAGCCUGAUUUUGGUGAAAUUUCUGCUGGCUACGAAGACGGAGAUGACGACCCAGAUGAACAUACUAAAAAAGAUGCCAAUACACCUAAAGUUGGAUAUUUCUCGCUUCAUGACAUCAACUCUUUCCCCACAGAGUUGGGAUAUGCCAUACCAACAAAUAUCAAGAACGCGUCGACAUGUAUCAUGGCUCAUGAUUUGAACAUCUGGAAUGUCCACUUACAACCUUAUACCACUGAAGAAGAUUUUUACAAGCUAUACCAAACGAAAUAUAGCAUCUUGUUACAAAAGGCUGAUGAAUACCUUACAAAUGCGAGAAGGGAACAUGAGGACUUGAUACGACAAAAUGAGAAGAUAAAGAGUCCGAGACAUCAGAUCCCACCGUUCAAGGCAUUUGUCGUCAUCAGUGCUGGGUUCGAUGCCUCCGAAUACGAAGUUCAAACGAUGCAACGACACGGUGUCCACGUUCCAACGUCUUUCUAUUCGAAAUUCACAUCUGAUGCUGUAAAAUUGGCUAAUAAACAGUGCAACGGAACUGUACUGUCAUUGCUAGAAGGUGGUUAUUCAGACGGUGCGCUAACAUCUGGUGUGUUUUCACAUCUAGUUGGAUUCCAGCGACAGAGUUGGGAAUCAGGCUGGGGCCAUUCGGACGUUAUAAAAGAGCUGAUCAAAGGAUGUCGUCCCAAUUGGAAGCCUUUGAAGAACCCUUCCAAUGAGGUGAAGAAUUGGGCAAAUCAGGUUUGUAAAUUAGGGCGGGUUAUGGUU
This is a messenger RNA of Williopsis jadinii, 1476 nucleotides long. RefSeq names its product histone deacetylase (gene HOS3). The record is from RefSeq and is a predicted model, not a curated record. The transcript has a single exon. Gene Ontology annotation, cellular component: nucleus. The annotation marks the transcript as partial. NCBI's taxonomy places the organism in Eukaryota, Fungi, Ascomycota, Saccharomycetes, Phaffomycetales, Wickerhamomycetaceae. Gene Ontology annotation, molecular function: histone deacetylase activity.